AUUGGGAAUCACCAAUCAAUUGUCCUGGUUACACAUUGUCAACGCUUUGAUCACUAUAUAAACACUACAUUCUCAAAGUAAUAAACAUCAAUUUUACUUCUUUAACACAUUUUAAUCAAAUUUAUUAGUUAUUUUCCUUGAUCGAAUCAGAAAUGGCUGAUAUCGAAGGAGAACCCGGGAGUUCCAUGCAUGGAGUCACCGGAAGAGAGCCCGUUCUUGCUUUCUCCGUGGCUUCUCCGAUGGUGCCUACUGACACCACCGCGAAGUUUUCAGUACCGGUUGAUACUGAACACAAGGCCAAACAAUUUAGAUUUUAUUCGUUUUCAAAACCUCAUGGCCUAACAUUUCAGUUGUCUUGGAUUUCCUUCUUUACUUGUUUCGUUUCGACAUUUGCUGCUGCCCCUUUAGUCCCUAUCAUUAGGGACAACCUUAAUUUAACCAAAAUGGACAUUGGUAACGCUGGGGUUGCUUCCGUUUCCGGAAGUAUUGUAUCUAGGCUUGCUAUGGGUGCAGUUUGUGAUUUGUUGGGCCCGCGGUAUGGGUGUGCAUUUCUGAUCAUGUUGUCAGCCCCAACUGUUUUUUGUAUGUCCUUUGUUUCGUCCGCUGGUGGAUACGUUGCUGUCCGUUUCAUGAUUGGAUUUUCUCUUGCAACAUUUGUGUCGUGUCAAUAUUGGAUGAGUACUAUGUUUAAUAGUCAGAUUAUUGGUCUAGUGAACGGAACAGCUGCCGGAUGGGGAAACAUGGGUGGCGGUGCAACUCAACUCAUUAUGCCAAUUCUUUAUGAUAUAAUUCGAAGGGUGGGAGCAACUCCGUUCACUGCUUGGAGAAUUGCGUUUUUCAUUCCUGGUUGGCUUCAUGUGAUCAUGGGUAUAUUGGUGUUGACUCUUGGCCAAGAUUUGCCUGAUGGAAAUCGUGGCGCUUUACAGAAGACGGGUAAUGUUGCUAAAGAUAAAUUCGGUAACAUAUUGUGGUAUGCUGCUACAAACUACAGGACAUGGAUCUUUGUUCUGCUCUAUGGAUACUCAAUGGGAGUUGAACUGUCCACAGACAACGUGAUUGCGGAGUACUUCUUCGAUAGGUUUGAUCUAAAGCUUCACACCGCUGGAAUCAUUGCAGCCACGUUUGGUAUGGCUAACCUUUUAGCUCGUCCGUUUGGAGGAUUUUCUUCGGACUAUGCAGCCAAAAUAUUCGGCAUGAGAGGGAGACUUUGGGUCCUUUGGAUCCUACAAACACUCGGAGGAGUAUUUUGUGUGUUGUUGGGCCGUUCAAAUUCCCUGCCAAUUGCCAUAACAUUCAUGAUCCUAUUCUCAAUCGGAGCUCAAGCUGCUUGUGGUGCAACCUUCGGUAUUAUUCCCUUCAUUUCUCGCAGAUCAUUAGGUAUUAUCUCGGGCAUGACGGGCGCUGGAGGCAAUUUCGGUUCUGGAUUGACACAAUUGCUAUUUUUCACGAGCUCAAAGUACUCGACAGCCACAGGGCUAACUUAUAUGGGAUAUAUGAUCAUAGGAUGCACACUUCCAGUGACAUUGUGCCAUUUCCCACAAUGGGGAAGUAUGUUUUUGCCACCAACAAAAGACCCCGUUAAGGGAAGCGAAGAACAUUAUUAUUCUUCCGAGUACACUGAGGCCGAGAGGCAAAAAGGCAUGCACCAAAACAGCUUGAAAUUCGCCGAGAACUGCCGAUCAGAGCGCGGCAAGCGCGUGGGGUCCGCACCUACCCCACCAAAUUUGACACCGAGCCGCGUCUAAUCUUUUUAAGGAUUGAUGAUCGUCAAUCUUUGGUUUAAUUGAAGGUUAAAUGAGCUCAGUCGUCUCAAUAAGAAAACAUGUCCUCAUUUUUCUUCUUUCGUUUUUUGGUUUUUUAAUGAUGUUGCUUGUUGAACUGUCAAGACAAAUACAUGGAAUCUACUAAGGUGUAUGUUUUUUUAAUAUAUGAAGUAUAUAUAGUAUAUUACUCA
Capsicum annuum is the source of this 1954-nucleotide messenger RNA. RefSeq names its product high-affinity nitrate transporter 2.1-like. Gene Ontology annotation, cellular component: plant-type vacuole membrane; plasma membrane. Lineage: Eukaryota; Viridiplantae; Streptophyta; Magnoliopsida; Solanales; Solanaceae. The transcript is spliced from 3 exons. Gene Ontology annotation, molecular function: nitrate transmembrane transporter activity. The coding region runs from base 153 to 1745 and encodes 530 amino acids. The record is from RefSeq and is a predicted model, not a curated record. Gene Ontology annotation, biological process: cellular response to nitrate; nitrate transmembrane transport.